Messenger RNA from Meloidogyne enterolobii, 453 nucleotides. The record is from the annotation of a GenBank genome assembly. Lineage: Eukaryota; Metazoa; Nematoda; Chromadorea; Rhabditida; Meloidogynidae.
UCCGAACUUCAAUCACGUUCUCGUAUUCGCAAUUCGCCAUUUAUGAUCCGUCGUGGUUUUGUCGGGGAUAGCAAAGUUACCAAAAAUCAACAACGUGGCCGAUCCAAAUUUAACAUUAACUGCAACAAAAAAAUUAAAAAAUUUGAUAUUGCUUCAUUUUGCAUGAAUGGAAAUAAUAAUAUCAACAAUGUUAAAGAUAAAGCAUAUUUAGAAGAAAUUGAGACGGCAACAAUUUUAGAUGAGGAUGAAGAUGAGGAUUGCCUUUUUGCACGUCUUGUUGUGGCUAGACUUAAAAAAUUUAGUCCAAAGAAACGAAGAGAAAUGCGCUCACGUAUACAUCAUUGGUUGGAUCAAGAGGAAGAUAAAAUUGAAAUGACAACGAACGAUGAGGGGAAGGAGCUCGAUACGACACAGUCAAAUGAAGACAAUAAUGAUGAUUUAAUCCGAUUAUAA